AUGGCUAAUUUGUUCUUUAUUAACCAAGAAUUUUUAAAAUCUGAAGAUUUCGACAAUCUUGUUGAAAGAUAUCAAAAUGAAAGUCAUUAUACAUUCGGUAGAUACGAUUCUCGAACCAUGCAGACUUAUUGUCAAAAUAAUGGUAGAAAUGUUGAUGAUUACCCUAAUUGGUCACAUUACUAUUAUUAUAUGCGUUGCUCAAGAAGUGGAAAUUACGUCCCGAGAAAAAAAUGCGGCGUUCAUUCUCGAGAUGUAGAAUCGAAGAGAAUUGAGUGCCCAGUAAAGCUUCACGUUUCCGCUGACUUAGAGAGGAAGGUAUUGGUUGUAACAGAAUGGAUAUCGAAUCAUAAUCAUAAGCCAGAAAAUUCAAAUGAUCAUUUGAAAGUCUCGGAAAUUCUGAAGAGAAUAAAAAGUAAUAUUGCUUUUGAUGAAAAUACGGCUCGUCAAAAGAAAAAAAUGCUCAUUAAUUUGUUAGAAAGCUUCAAAAAAAUCGAUGAGAAUGAACAAAUUUCAUCAGAUGUUGAGUCAACGCAUUCUAGUAUUACGCCUCAAACAAACAAUUCACCACUACACCUUGAUCUUCCGGCAACACCAAGUCAUCCUCCUGUCAACGUAAAGUCUUCAGCUUCGAUGGAAAAAUUACCACAAAAAUCAAAACCAGUUUUGAAUUCUCCACCCAACCUUGUCCUGAGGUAUAGGUCAGAAGAAAAAAAUUUGCAACCAUCGAUCCUAUUAGAACGAAUCAACGUUCAGACUAGCACAUGUGGACGACCUAAGCGUCAAAGAAAACGCGCUUUAGGUUCUGACUUUUAUACUUAUGGAACCGCAAAGCUUAAAAAAAAGAUUUAA
Messenger RNA from Cotesia congregata, 849 nucleotides. The record is from the annotation of a GenBank genome assembly. Lineage: Eukaryota; Metazoa; Arthropoda; Insecta; Hymenoptera; Braconidae.